UUUUUUAUUCCUUUUACAUUAAAGCUUAAAUUUCUUUGUUUUAUUUGCUGUUUCUGCUAUUUACGUUGUUUUUUUUAAUCGACAUUAUACGUGAACUUACUACACAACGUGUCAUUUAUACUUUGUAAAACUGGCGUGUCAUAUACUCAUUUACACCUAAUCUGAAAUCUGUAAAACUAAAAAUAGACCCGCAUACUUUUACCGCAGUUCAUACAUCGCAUUUUAUCAACACACACGCAGGAACACAGCUGCAUAUUUCCGUUAAAAUGGCGAUUAAAGUUGCUUAUAUAUUGAGCAAAAUAAUCCACAAAACUGAUGAUUUUAUUCCCACCGAAAAUCGUAACUCAAUGGUUCAUGCAUUAAUUGAAUCUUGUGGUUUAUUAAAACACUUAUGCCUUGUUGCGAACAGACAAGCUACUGAUUCAGAACUAGAGCUAUUCCAUUCGCCAGAGUAUCUCCAGUACAUGAAGAAAUACAAUGAUGCAAUUGAGUGUGAUGAUUCAUUUGGUUUUGGUUACGAUUGCCCCUUAAAACAAGGGAUCUAUAAUUACUGUAAAGAAGUAGCCGGUGCUAGUAUUUCAGCUGCGAAAAUGUUAUGCUCUGGACAGUUUCAAGUUGCAAUUAAUUGGCUAGGGGGUUGGCAUCAUGCCAAACGUGCAGAUGCAGCAGGUUACUGCUAUGUUAAUGACUGUGUGCUAGCAAUACUACAGCUAAGGACAGCCUAUGCUAGAGUACUGUAUAUAGAUCUAGACCUACACCAUGGAGAUGGGGUACAGGACGCUUUUUGUGGGACAAAUAAAGUCAUGACUUUCUCUAUACAUAAACAUGAGCCCGGGUUCUUUCCUGGUACUGGUAGCUUAAGCGACACAGGUUUCGGAAAAGGGUUUCGAUAUUCUGUUAAUAUCCCAUUAAAAGACGGCAUAACAGACACUCCUUUUGUUGAAAUUUGCUCAAAAGUUUUAAAUGAGGUAAAAAUAAAGUUUGAUCCAUUAGCAGUUGUUAUUCAAGCUGGGGCUGAUGGGUUAAAUGAGGACCCAAUGCGUUCAUUCAAUCUUACACCUGUAGGGCUAUCUGAUUGUGUUCAGUUUAUUUUAAAAUGGAAUCUCCCCACCCUAAUCCUUGGGGGUGGUGGUUAUAAUGAAGCCAAUGUUGCUCGCUGUUGGACAAAAAUCACAGCUGAUGUUUUGAAUGAAGAACUGCCAUGUGAAAUACCAGAAAACCAGUAUUUUCCAUCUUAUGGUCCAAGUUUUGACUUUGAAGUUGUAGAAGGAUUAAAAAAAGACAGAAAUUCGAAAGAAUAUUUGAAAAGCAUUACGAAUACUGUUAUUGAUAAUUUGAGCAAAUUGUUAUAAAUUUUAUAUUUUGAGUUUGUUCUAUUGUUCAACUAGUUAAAUUUUGUUUAAAAUUGUUUUUGUACUUUCUUUAG
Messenger RNA from Ciona intestinalis (vase tunicate), 1426 nucleotides. RefSeq names its product histone deacetylase 8. The record is from RefSeq and is a predicted model, not a curated record. Lineage: Eukaryota; Metazoa; Chordata; Ascidiacea; Phlebobranchia; Cionidae. Gene Ontology annotation, molecular function: histone deacetylase activity. Gene Ontology annotation, biological process: heterochromatin formation.